AUGCAUUUCCCCAAGGUUCGUAUUGUGUCGCCUGUCACUGCGUCAAAGCUCCUUGCGAGCCCAGCCCGUGUAGUCCCCAUUGAUUCCACGUGGUACAUGCCCAAUUCACCAAUUGCUGCUAGAUAUCAGUUUAACAGAGAUGAUCGGAUUCCGGGGUCGGUGUUUUUUGAUUUGGAUGCUGUGUGUUGUCCAGUAUCUAAAUAUCCCCACAUGUUGCCUCCACACCGCUUAUUCGACUCUUCAGUGGGAACUUUGGGUAUCAACAAGUCCGACUCGGUGCUUGUGUACGAUCGCCAAGGUAUCUUUUCUGGUCCUCGGGCUGCUUGGACUUUUGCCUUAUUCGGCCAUGAUAACGUGUUUUUGUUGGACAACUAUGCCGAGUUCAAAAAGGACAAUGAGGUAGAGGUUGGAGUGAGCUCGUUUCUGCCCACCCCAACCGAAUACGAAGGCAUUGAUAAUGAGCAUUUCUUGGUCAAUUACCGUAAACAAGUCAUUGAGUUCGACGAGUUGGUGGACUUGGUAGAGAACGAAGGAUUGAAGGAAGAUUAUGUUUUGUUUGAUGCCAGAUCAGCCGAUCGUUUCUCUGGUAAGGCUCCCGAGCCCAGACCCGGACUUUCGUCAGGUCAUGUUCCAGGAGCAUUGUCGUUGCCAUUUUCCGAGGUUUUGGACGCACAGGGCCAUUAUAAGUCUAAGGAAGAGUUGCUUGAGCUUUUCAAAACGAAAUUUGGUUUGGAUUUCUCUGUCCCGUUCGACAAGAAGGGCGUGAUCGUCAUGUGUGGCACUGGUGUCACCGCGGUGAUUCUUCGUUUGGCAAUUGAAAAGGUGGCUGACGUUCCCAUCCAGGUCUAUGACGGCUCAUGGACUGAGUGGGCCCAGAGAGCUCCUAACUUGAUCCAAAAAGAUGUCUGA
Molecule: messenger RNA, 909 nt
Organism: Sungouiella intermedia
Lineage: Eukaryota; Fungi; Ascomycota; Pichiomycetes; Serinales; Metschnikowiaceae
Source: the annotation of a GenBank genome assembly